AUGGAGGAGGAGAGGAAGCGUUCAAAAGGAGGGUUCUUUCAUAUGUUUGAUUGGAAUGGGAAGAAGUCCCGUAAGAAGCUCUUCCCAAUCAGUCCAGAACUACCAAAAGGAACCAAAGCAUGGAAAGAAAACGUUGAUCGAGGAGCGAAGUUGCAUCUUCAUACUAUAGAGUUUGAAGAUAGAAGAGGAAAUGCAAACACCAAAGCAAGUAGUAGUGACUUAAGUUGUGCUUCAUCUGUAACUAGUGAUGAUACAUAUGGAACUAGACCUGCCAGUGUAGUUGCAAGACUCAUGGGUUCAGAUUCAAUGCCUUCAACAUUAGCUCUAACCGAACCUUCUUCUAAUCAACAACUCCAACCCCGCCUAGUUAGAUAUUCACAGUACAAUCCUAUGGACUUGCUCAAUGUCGCUGGUAGGAUGGAAAUGCAUCAUUGGAGGCAAUCAACACAGCCAAUUGAGAGAUUUCAGACCGAAAAUUUGCCACCAAGAUCAGCUAAAUCCAUUCCACCCACCCAUUACAAGCUCUUAUCUCCAAUUAGGUGUCCUGGAUUCGUCUCGUCAAAGAACGUAGCUUACAUUGCUGAGGCAUCUGCCAAGAUAAUGGAGGCAAGUCCUAGGGCGGUGAAUAAUACCAUUAGAGUGCCAUCUAUCGGUUCGCCUUCAGUUCCCAUGAGAAUCAGGGAUUUGAAGCAGAAAAUGGAAGCUGCACAUAGGGUGUCUAGACCUGGAACUUCAAGUGCACCUGGAAAAAGUUUGAAGGCUCAGCAUAGAGACAAGAGUAACACUGGAUCGUCAUCAGUGGGCUCAUCUUCAUUCAGAAGACCUCCAAAGGCUUCUCCUGAAAUGGAUAAAGGGAAAUCAGUCCAACAAAGAGCAGGUGGUUCAACAACCAGAAGUAAUAACAAUAGAAUCAAGCCAAAGGAGAAAAAUGAGAUUAAAUCCCAGCCAAGCAUGCAAACGAGUGUUCAUAAGAAGCCCAUUGAAAAUAGGAGCAAUGUGCUUAGACAGAACAACCAGAAGCAGAAUAAUAGUCUAUCUGGAAGGACAACUUCAACCUCAAAGCAAGGGGAUAUAGCUAUAACUCGGCUCUCGAGUGGUUCUUCAGGUUCAAGUAGGACUGUUAGUACGGUAUCUAUGAACUCUGAGAAGGAGAAGAGGAAUACUUCACCUCAUAAGAAACAGGCUAUAAACGUUGAUCCUCCAUCAAACAUAAGGGCAUCUGCUAGUCGGCUAUCUAAUAAGGACUCGAGAGCCAUUGAAUGUAAAGUUGCAGUUGAUGAAGAGCAUGGUAAAUGGGAAGAAUAG
Molecule: messenger RNA, 1305 nt
Organism: Linum tenue
Lineage: Eukaryota; Viridiplantae; Streptophyta; Magnoliopsida; Malpighiales; Linaceae
Source: the annotation of a GenBank genome assembly